Rhagoletis pomonella (apple maggot) is the source of this 832-nucleotide messenger RNA. RefSeq lists its product as uncharacterized. The coding region runs from base 131 to 643 and encodes 170 amino acids. The transcript is spliced from 5 exons. NCBI's taxonomy places the organism in Eukaryota, Metazoa, Arthropoda, Insecta, Diptera, Tephritidae. The record is from RefSeq and is a predicted model, not a curated record. Gene Ontology annotation, molecular function: peptidase inhibitor activity.
CGCGUUCCUUAUCAUAAGAAGAUAACACCUGUUUCCUAUUGACGUUAUCUUAAUAUUGCUGGCUUCUUUGCUGUUCUAUAAAAUCCGGUAAUAUUGCGCGCAUGGCGUACAGUACUAAGGCAUCAUCACCAUGGGCUGCUUCACUUUCUUCGCGAUAUUUUUGGCGCUACUUUUGGCUGUUUCAGUUGAGUCAACGAAAAAGCGUUUUGAAUUCAAAGACAUGCCACGCAUUUCUAAUUACACGCAAGGUAGUGAAUGCCCAGCUAUAAGUUUUUACAACGACUGCAAUCUCUGCGUCUGUCACCCUGAAGGCGUUUCCGCUGUGUGCACAGAGCUGACUUGUUCCGAAGCGGAUAUCAUGCGCAUUGACAAUUACAUACGCAACUUGGAGUACUACGCCAACCACUCGCGAGGUGUGGAGCGCAGCUGUUCCUGCUCGGACAGUUGCGUCUGCUCCGGCAGUUCGUUUUGCUCGGGCAGCGCGGUCUGCUCGGGCAGCGCGCAAUGCCAGGGCAGCGCUGUUUGCUCGGGCAGUGCGGUCUGCUCGGGCAGCUCACAAUGCCAGGGCAGUCCUAUUUGUCAUGGUAGUCCCGUCUGCUCGGGUAGCGCCGUCUGCUCGGGCAGCGCUUCUUGCUCAAAUUAGCGAGAAGAGGAGUUCUUCGGAAGAUUCGAGCACAAUACUCGUUUUAUUUGAGUUGCAUAUCGAUAAAGAAAUGGUAGUCCUGAUUGUAUGACGACUAUUAAAAUGCGUUCGUAUUGCUAAUCUGUCUAUUUUGUAAGAUACAACUGUAUAACGUGUUAUUGACAUUGUAUAAUAAAUAAAUAUACAUAU